AUGGGCAGCACGUAUUCUGCAUUAGCUAAUUUAGAUGAUAAUGAUUUAAUUCUUAAUCAAUCAGAGAACAAUAAUUUAGAUCACCAACCACCAUCAAUACCAUCCCAAUAUUCAAUUCAACGUCCACCUCCUGUACAUAAAAAUUCUAUAAAUUGGUUAAGUGUUGUUAGACCAGAAAUGAUUGUUUCUUGUAGUUCUGACAAUACAAUUGUUUUAAAUAAUAUGGAUACUUGUAAUUGUGUAACUAGAUGGAAAGGACAUCAAAAAGAAAUAAAUAAAGUUUUAUAUAAACAUUCUGGAUCUCAACAUUUUGUUUUGUCAGGCUCUAAAGAUUGUUCUAUUCGCCUUUGGCGUUUUAAUGAAACAGAAUGUGUACAAACAUUUAAUGGUCAUCAAUUUGGAGUUACCGGUCUAGCUGCUUUCGGAGAAGAAAAUUUUAUUUCUGGUGCUCGUGAUGGAAAAUUAUUUAUGUGGAACAUUGAACAUGCUAAUCAACCUAUAUGUUCUUCAAAUAUAUCUAAUAGCCAAAAUAUUAUAACACACAUUGAAGUUGACAACGAAAAUAAAAUUCUAUUCCAAACAGCUGAAGAUGGAGCUAUAAGAUUUUGGGAUAUAAAUAAUCUUUCAUUAAUAGAAACAAUCCCUUCUUCGGGUGGUCACCAACCAAAAUGGCAUUGUAGUAGAUUAGCAAAUUUUGAACCAAAUGCUUUAUUAACAGCGGAAGGAGGGGAUGGAAAUGAAAUUAAGCAUUGGGACAUUCGGCAAAGGAGUUUAAUUCAACGAUUUCGUGGACAUGAAAAGGAUGUUAGAGCAGCAAUAUUUCUUCAAUCUCAACCACAAAUAACAUCAAAACGUUUAAUGCUUAGUGUUAGCAACGAUAGAACAAUUCGUUUAUGGGAUGUUAAUAAUGGAAAAUGUAUUUGGACAGAAAAUAAUAUCACAGCAGAACUAAAUUGUUGUGCAGAUUUUACAAAUGGAAGAGUUGUUGUCUGUGGGAGAGAUGCAACUUUAUGUGAAUUAAGACUUAUGGCAAAAGCAGGCCGCCCUUUUUUGCGUUGCAUUUCUUAUCAAUGCAUUGAAGAUUAA
Messenger RNA from Meloidogyne enterolobii, 1086 nucleotides. Lineage: Eukaryota; Metazoa; Nematoda; Chromadorea; Rhabditida; Meloidogynidae. The record is from the annotation of a GenBank genome assembly.